AUGGAUCGAAAGGUGCAGAGAGUCGCGAUCGGAGAGGGAGCUUUCCACAAUCCGCCGAAAGCUGCUUACAGCGAGGAAACGAAGAAUUUGAUCAAACUGUUGAUGGAAGAAUCAAAACUGUCGAUGAUGCAAAGGAAAACGAUUCAAGACGCGGUUAACAGAGGCGAUUCUUUGCCAUCUACCACGCCAAUAGCCAAGAAAGAAAAGGAGCAAUCGGAUAACGUACAAGUCCAAUAUCCUUCUGUUUGGAAGAGACGAUCUAAGGACAUGAUUUUAAGCAGCGGAGCUUACGAAAGGGAACAAUAUCGGCGUACAUCGCCUCUACCUAACAAAGAAAAGCAAAAGAGACACUUGGCCUGCAUAAUGGCUUAUGGCAAAGAAAUGCCGCCCACACCCCGGGAGACACCGGCACUGCUCAGACCCAAGAAACUUUUUCCACUUCCGGACGACGAGGAUCCUUUCAAGGAUCUCGUCCAAGGCAUCCGUGAGAGAAUCGAGUUUCUGCACGACAUGGAAUGCCUGGGUCUCGGUAAAAGGUACAGGCCCAUCAUACACCAGGAGAUCGCCCAGAAGAUACGGCUGAUCGAGUCGAUAGACAAGAGCAGGACGUCGGAGAUUAACAACGAAAUCGAGAAGUUUAAAGUCGAACGACCACCACCCAAGCCCUUUCCUCUUGGCGAACUGGAUGAUAAUUAUUAG
Molecule: messenger RNA, 699 nt
Organism: Copidosoma floridanum
Lineage: Eukaryota; Metazoa; Arthropoda; Insecta; Hymenoptera; Encyrtidae
Product: UPF0193 protein EVG1
Source: RefSeq, a predicted model, not a curated record